AGCUGAAAACGUGCGUACUAGAAAGCUCGAUUGACAAGCGCAAGUUUCCCGCUUAAGUACCAGAUAAAAUACUUAAACAAGGUGUCAUGAACCAGAAGAUAAGCUAAAAUUCUGCUGGACACGUUUCUUACAGACCUGACAUAUUACGAGUGGGAAUUAACUAAUUACUCAUUUGUCCCUGCACAGAUUAGAUCGGAAAUGGUCAAAUUGUAUCCUUGUUUAGCUUUAACUUGUACCUUGGUGUUGAUACUUACUGAUAACGUCAUGGAAAUUGGACGAUCUGAAAACUACGGUUUAGAAUCCGAGCCCAUAUUUACCGAGCCGGUAUACAACAUGACAGUGGCGGUGGGACGGACAGCCAACCUGAAGUGUGUUGUGGAAGGCUUAGGAUUCUACAGGGUCGCUUGGCUGAGAGUCGAGAGCAAAACUAUUUUAACCAUCCACCAUCACGUGAUAACUAGAAACUACAGAAUAGACUUGAGUCACAGCGACCAUCGAAACUGGAUUCUCCACAUCAAGAACGUCCAAGUGUCCGAUAGGGGGGGCUACAUGUGCCAGAUUAACACUGUGCCCAUGAAGAGUCAAGUCGGGUAUCUAGACGUAGUUGUUCCGCCGGAAAUCGUUGGCCAUGAGAGCAGUACCGAUGUGCUUGUUAGGGAAGGAGUCAACGUAACCCUGAUGUGUCGGGCUAAGGGUUAUCCCACACCGGAGAUAUCGUGGAGACGAGAAGACGAGCAACCAGUAUCGGUAGGAAACUGGAAAAACAGCAUCCUUCGUGGUGAGAAU
Messenger RNA from Limulus polyphemus (Atlantic horseshoe crab), 786 nucleotides. Its product is annotated as limbic system-associated membrane protein-like. The transcript has 4 exons. The record is from RefSeq and is a predicted model, not a curated record. NCBI's taxonomy places the organism in Eukaryota, Metazoa, Arthropoda, Merostomata, Xiphosura, Limulidae. The annotation marks the transcript as partial. Gene Ontology annotation, cellular component: neuron projection.